AUGGCAAAUAUUGUGCACCUGCCUCUCAUUUGGAUUCUCUGUGUUUUUACAAGCUGCUUCAGUGAAUAUUAUUGCCCAAAGGGGGCAAAAAUCGACCGCGAUGGUUUGCGCUGUUACUGGAUGCCCACAUUUAAGUCAACAUGGCUAGAAGCAAAAGGCAUCUGUCAGACAGAGGAGAGAGGAGACCUUGCUAUGGUGGACAGUGUGACUGUACAUACCUUCAUACAAAAUUCAUUUCAACUAGAAGCUCCAGCUGGAGUCUGGUUGAGAAACGGAAUGGCACAGGGUCCGUUCGAUGAUUUAGAUACUGAGGAAAGUGAGGUGAAGGACUGUACUUCAAUGGCUUUGGCUUCUGGACAGUGGAUGAAUGAACAUUGUAAUAAAGGAAAUUUCAUUAUCUGUGAGAAAAAGAUAUCAGUGUCUUUGCCAUCGCUGGAGAGCUACGUGGCAGGUGUCCCACUAAUGUCAGGCAUAUACACAGUGUCCCAGAUACAACUGCUACCCUCUCCACCAGACCCAGGACCACAAAUGGUUGAGAUUAUGUUGUUCCCAGGUCUUUGGUUCAGUCACGAGGGUCGAGUCCUGUCUUUGGAUUUGGUGACGCAGCCAAAUGAUAAACUGACCUUUGCUAGAGUGCAAAUCUUACGGCCGUACUGCAACCCAAGUCAUCACCUAGUACCACCUGGUUGUAGUUCUCUCCUGAACCCUUUCAGCUGCUGUUCACUGGUGCCCAUGUGCAACACCACUGGUGGCUGUGCCAGUGGGCAGUACUGGUGUCACCUACUGGAGAUCUGCCUGCCCGUCACCAGUCCGUGCAGCCCUUACCACUCUUUUAACACGGGACAUGUAUUCCCCCUGCCUCCCCGCUAUCCUGCGACGCCACCAUUCUUCCACUUGAUGGCAGACAUGUCACUGACACUGACCCCAAGCACUGAGCACACACACAUCAGUGUUAUAGUACAAGACAAACAAAUCACUGUUUAUCCUGAUGACAUUCUGGCAUUGCAACACACUAGAAGAGCAGGCAAAUUUCUACAUUGUGUUGCCAGCACCAACUCGUCCUGGCGGCAGAGUUUCCUCUCCCUGCAUGGGCCUGAGUGGGGGGGCUGGUUAGAGGGCGGUCUGUCUGCCCAUUCGGGACAGGACCAGUGGCUAGAUGAGCUGGUCUGUGACCUCCGGGUGAUUUACGAGGACACAAUGCCACGCUUUGGAGUUUCACCAAUACCCAGCACCUCACAGAGCAACAGUCAAAUCAUAGCAGAGAGUCCUGUCACAGGGUUGCAAGUUUUGUAUCCAAAACUUGAUAAGGACAACCAAAUGCAUGUUGCUGUCAAUGUGCCAAUCCUCAUUGUCAUCCAGAUCAUUUCAGGAGAAAACGCAACAAGUUCCUGGUCAGACCCUGUGUCUAAGAAUGAAGUCCCUUUCGUAUCCUCUUGCCCUGCUGAGAUUGAAGGAGGAUGUGUUAGGGCUUCUCUUGACAUGUGGUUCUCUCAUGUGUACAUGAAGCUUUCUAGUCAAGGGGAACAUAUACUAAACAUCAUGGCUUCAAACAGCUUGAAUUCCCAGACUCUGAGUGUGAGAGCUGUGUCUCAUAUUCCUGUAACUGGGCUGAGAAUCCAGCCUCAGGGCUUCAGCAGAGUUCUAGUAGACAUACCACAGUUGUUUACAGCUUCAGUAGUCACAGGCUCAUCAGUGAAGUAUACUUGGGUUAUUGAUGACCUGGUCCAGUUUCCACACACAGGAGAGUCCUACAGCGUGGUUUUUAAGAAGCCAGCAGAAUACAAGCUAAAGGUAAUGGCAAAUAACCCCGUGAGCUCUCAGUUAAUUGAGGUGAAGCUCACAGCUGAUGUAAUGACCCCAUUAGCUGACCUAGCAGUAAUUUCCAUGCCAGAGGCCAUUGCUGUAAACACCUCAACUCGCUACACAAUUCGAGUUAAAGCUGACAUCUCUAUAGGCGCUACAAUCAGAUGGGAUUUUGGUGAUAAUACAGCAUCUGUCAGUCCUUUAGAGAUGGAAGACAGCUAUGUUCACCAAAGCGCCAAAUAUGUCUAUCUGCAAGAUUCCAUCCAUCAUACAUAUUCUUUUCCAGGUGACUACACACUGAAAAUCAAGGCUUACAAUCAAUAUGACCAAACUGAAACAUUUGUAACUGUUAAAAUAAGGACUCCAAUAUCAAGACUGUUGGUGUCACCAUCUCCUAUUGUGUGUCAAGUCAACCACACCAUCCUCUUUGAGGUCUCACUAUGGCCCUCUUCAUACAGAGUGCUUUAUUCAUGGAACUUUGGUGAUGACUCUGACCAAGUGAAGGAAUAUUACAGUGAAGUCAGGCAUGUUUUUAAAAGACCCGGCACAUACAAUGUUACCAUAUGUGCCAACAAUUCCCUGUCGGUCUUGACUAACUCUACAGCAGUGGAGGUAGUUGAGGCUGUCUCAGGUCUCCAGCUAUAUUACAACAGCUCCAUUGAACUGAACUGCACAUUUGAAAUCAGUGGCAGAGUAUCUUUAGGCACAGGUCUAAAAUGGACCUUUGACUUUGGAGAUGGUUCGGCACUUAAAGAUCACACCGAAAGCUCAGCCUCUCACAUUUAUAAGUCUCUCGGAAAUUACACUGUUCAGGUUACUGCUUAUAAUUCUGUAAGUAAAGAACACCAGUUUGUCAGCGUGGAAGUUCAUCAUUUGCGAAUUAGUAAAAUUAUCCCAACAGACUGCAUUGUAAGUAAAACAGAGACCAGUUUUGAGGUGUUGGUCAAAGGAUAUGUUCCAUUUUUGACUUUCUCCUGGGAUUUUGGAGAUGGCACACCAUUUUCUGUCAUUAAAGGAGCUACAACUAUCACUCAUACUUUUCUAACUUCGGGAAUUUACACAGUUGGUGUAAAUGUUCAUAGCCUGGUGGCUUCGGCAAAUUAUGAAACCAGCAUAUGUGUUGAGACUCUAAUAACAGAUGUUACUCUGCAUUCAGCCAAGAGAGCUGUAGCUGUGAAUGAGGAAAUAUGCUUUGAAGUUUCUGUGCUUCCCAAAGUAACAGAUUAUCUGUUUUGGUGGAAUAACAAUGUUUCUAGUGAUUUAGUCCCAGUCAAAGGUCUGUCACACCAUUGCUUUGUUUUUCAAGAGGAGGGUUUGCAUGAAAUUUCAGUGCUGGUCCAUAACAAAGUCAGCAAUGGAACAGCAAAAGCAACCAUUUCAGUUCAAAGGCCUGUAUCUAAUCUAUCCAUAAAAUAUGAGGGUAACCAUGAUGCUAUGACUGUGAAUCAGUCCUAUUACUUUUGGGCUGAGCUCCCUGGUACAAUAGCUUCUUUUCAGUGGGAUUUUGGUGAUGGUUUCAAAACGGAGGGUCAGAAUCAAUCACACGUUUUCUGUUUUCCUGGACGAUUUCAUGUAACAGCCACCGCAUCCAAUGUAAUAAAUUCAGAUUCUGUGUCUAUAGAGAUUGAGGUGCAGGCACCACUGUCAUACUUAACGGUUAAUACCAGUCAGCCAUUUGUGGAGGCUGGAAAAGAGAUACUAAUGACAGCUCAGACUGAUGUUGAUGAAAAUGUUGUGUUUUAUUGGAUGGUGAAUCCUUCAUCACCUCCAAAGCCUGGGAUGUCCACGUUCAUGCAUGUGUUUCCUAAAGCAGGGGUGUUUCAGAUUAAAGUCACAGCACAAAAUCUUGUCAGUCGAGUAGAAUCCAUAACGCACAUUAAGGUUGUAGAGAGAAUACAUGGAGUUCGAAUUCAAUCUCAAGGGCUACAGUCUACAAGAUAUUUUAUGACAAAUCAGACCGUGCUCUUGAUGGCAUCAGUGACAUGUGGUUCUAACUUGACAUAUGAGUGGACUGCAAACCAAAGAAUGGCAAGCACUAGCAAACAAUUUCCACUUUUUACAAACAGCCCUGGUGAUAUACACAUCAAGCUGGUAGUAUCCAAUGUUCUUGGAUCAGUAGAUGCUGACCUUUCACUCAGAGCAAUAGAGCUUGUGUCUGGUCUGAGUAUUUCAUCACCAAUGAAUACUGUAGCCAAAGGAAAGCCAGUGAGAAUAUCUGUGAGUGUGUCCUCUGGAACAGACCUUCGGUACUCAUGGUUCUUGGAUUCUGAGAGCAGUCCUGUAAUAUCAGAUGUGCCUUUUGUUCUGCAUGUUUUUAAAGUUAUCGGUGAGGCCAAGAUCAGGGUAUCGGUCUCAAAUGUAUUUGGGUCUGAUGAUGCAACCAAGCUAUUAAUAAUUCAGGAGAACAUCUCUAAAGUAGACUUUCAGAUAAAUGGACAAUUUAGACCAUUUUUUGUAAAAUCAAACAGCCUCCUGUUGCUCCAUGGCUCUGCAGGAACAGGAAAUGUCCUGCAUUGGGAAUGGGUUUUAAUGUUUCACAACAACACUGGUAUGGUUCUUGCAGACAAUCAAACUGUUAGCUAUUCUUUUGCGGAUGUUGCAGAUCACCGUGUCUCGCUUAAUGCAUCAAAUGACAUUAGCUGGCAAACUGUUUCAUAUACUGUUACCGUUCAGGAUGCCAUCCAGGGACUUAUACUUGCGGCUAGCAGCGAUGUUGUAUGUGAGGACGAUCCAGUUACUUUCACACCAUCUGUCUCCCAAGGAAGUGAAGUUUCCUUUUCUUUGGAGUUUGUUAAUGCAAGUUAUUCCGUGGAAAUUUGGCAGAAUUUUACCAUCUCUUCUCUUUCAGUCAGAAACCACCUUGUAAGAGCAACAGCAACAAAUCAUGUCAGUUACCAAAGUGCAACAGCGAUUGUCAGAGUUGUGGAAAGAAUUAAAGGUCUGCAUUUGAUCGGAUGUUGUUCUGCUGUCCUGGAGGCAUCCAAAAACAUCAGUUUUCAAGCGUCCAGUGGCUCACUAGCCAAUUACCACUGGACUUUCCUAUUAAAUGGAGUCCAGUCCUCUCGGGAAAUCGGGCAAAAAGUUCACUUCACACCUUUCACUAAUGGAUCCCUGUCUGUUACAGUGAAAGCUGAUAAUGGCUUCUGUUCACAGUCCCUUACCAGUACAGCAACAAUACAGAAGCAUGUGAAGAAAGUGAAGCUAUUUACCACCCAUGAUGGAGCUUUUAUUGAUUAUCCGAUUACAUUUGUAGCUAUCACAGAUGGAGGCAGCAACCUUAAAUUCCUUUGGGAUUUUGGUGAUGGCAGUGAAGGAGUCCUGGUUACAGAAUCUAAUAGAGUCCACAAAUAUAAUGUUACUGGAGAGUUUGUUGUAAAAUUAACAGCUUUCAACAACAUAAGUGAGGUCUCUACUCAAAUGACAGUUGAAGUACAAAAGCUGGAGUGUACCCAGCCACAUAUCUAUGUAGUAAAAGAACAAUAUAAAAUAUUAAAAUCCAGACCAAGUUUCUUUGAAGCAAGAGUGGACUUUAAUGGUUGUGUUACACACAAAGCAUAUUAUUUCUGGGAGAUCUUCAGUGGACAGGAUUGCUCAGGAAUGGACAAGGUGUCCUUAAAUGAUUCAGUGGAUGUCACAACACCGCUUCUUUCUCUGCCAAAGCACGCUCUGAAAGUGGGAAGCUACUGCCUGACAUUUACUGCCGGACUUCGAGGAACUCCUCUACAUCAGAACAGAGACGUACAGCUUACUGUGUUCCACAGUGAGUUGGUGCCUGUGAUUAAAGGUGGUUCUCACAGGUUCUGGUCAAGUCAGUACGAUCUGGUUUUGGAUGCGACUGAGUCUUUUGAUCCAGAUUCAGAGGAGAAUGAUAAUGAGCUGUUUCAGUUCCAGUGGGGUUACACUAUAGAGAACACAACAGCAUUGUCUUCAGCUGUUUCCACCCUUCAUCAACAUAUUCCAAGAAAUGGAAGUAUACUGCUUCUUCCCAGAAGUGCACUGCUGCCAGACAGAAUGUUCCACUUUACUCUCAUCCUUUACAAAAGUGGACGACAACCUGUGUCUAUAUCACAGUCAGUUACAGUGUACAAUACCACAUUGCUUCAUGUGACUGUAAAGUGUGUCUCAUGUAAUUCCCUGCUGUCAUUCCAUGUGAGUCACGGCCGUUACGUUACAUUGGCUGGUCAUUGUUCCUCAUGUCAAGACACUGUACAGUACAGGUGGACUGCAGAGAAUCAGGAAGGUGAAGCUCUAACACUGAACGAGGUCACUACCUCGACAGGAAAUCUCUGGAGAGAAAUAGUUAUUAAACCAGGGGUGUUAAUGGAGGGCCAAGAAUAUACCUUUACUCUCAACGUGUCUGAACCAGCCUCUGGGCUUUGGGGGUCGGCAAGCAUCACCUUAGUCCCCAACCAUCCUCCCUACGGGGGUAUUUGCACUCUGUCACCUGACGACUCGCUUCAUUUCCUGGAAACCAUGGUCUCUUACAGUUGCUCAGGGUGGAUGGAUGAUGACGGUGACUCAGCUCAGCUGAUAUUUUCACUGCAGGUGGCACAGUGUGAUGAUUUUGGACUAUUAUGUCCCAUGAUUACCCUUUACAGAGGCACUCAGAGCACGUUCAGCUCCCUGGUGCCACUGGGUAGUGUGAGCACAGUGGAAAACUUAACUGUUAUUCACGUGCUGGUGCUGGUAGAGGGCAGUAUGGGGGCAUCAGUCAUUGCAGCGAGAAAGAACCUGACAGUGCUGCUGAGUGACCAAUGCACAACGGAGUGGUUGAGGAAUAAGAGCCAAUCAGAAUUAUGGGUCUUGCGCCAACAAGGCAAUCCUCAGGACAUCAUUCAAUAUUCUAUUGCCCUGAGCAGCCAACUUAACCAGCUAGCGUCCAUAAAUGCUCAAGAGAUGGAGAACAAGAUUCAGACACGUGGAAAUGUCAUUCAGGCUCUGGCGUCUCUGCCAAUCUCCUCCUUCCAGGAUGUGGCUCUGAUCAGCUCAGCUUUGGCCCAGUCUACCGUGGUUCCCUCUGAAGUGCAGUGCAACGGCUGCCAUGCAAAGGUGCUGAAGGUCACAGAGAAGAUGAUCAAAGCGAUAAGAGAACAAACAGGACAGGGUGACAUCAACCCCACAGACACCGGCAGGAACAUUCUGGCUGUUUUAAGCAGCACACUGACUGCUGAUCAGAGGCAGAGGAACAAUUCAGGCCUCAAGCAUGUGGAUACAUCAGAGACAGCUGUAUCAGCACUAGGCCAGAUUUUCGAGCUCAUGCGUUCAUUAAUGCUGUCGCAGAUGAGUGGGGGAGAAGCUCUUUCCCUCACUGUUCCAAAGAUCACUGCGGUGGGCAUACGGGGUGACCCUACUAAAGACCUCCUGUGCACAGAUCCCCUUAGUCACUGCCAGUUUCACGUCCCAUCAGCACUGAGCUCUCAACUAAAGGAGGAAAAACAAGAGGUCCUGCAGAUCCUCCUGCAAAUGGAGGGUGAAGAAAACCCAUUCAUUCCAGCUGCAGUGCCUCCCAUAUCGACCACGCUCGCAGCCAUGGAGUUUGCUACACCACAGGGGCAGUCCAUUUCCAUUGCCAACCUGACACUAGACACUGCGAUACAAUUUACUUUACACAAAAAAGUAAAAGAGAUGGAAGAUGAGAGGUUACGAUGGAAAAAUUUUACUCUACCACCCAAGGGAAGUGUAAAUUUCACAGUCAAAGCAAUGGACUCAGAUCCUCAGACUGGCCUCUAUGUUGCCUUAAACUUCAGUCUCAUUCCAGGAGCUGGUGAGGAAGCCUAUGGAUUAGUAUGGAUCUCUGUCAUUGACCAACCAGUUCAUCCACUGUCAGAACACACUCAUUCUGAAGAGCUCGCCCUCUCUCUCUCAGCUCGAACUCCAUCACUGGAGCACACAAUCUUCCUUACACCACUCUUGAAUGACUCUGCUAAAGACCUGUAUGUGAAGCUGAACAGUAGCGUCAGAGGUGUGGACAUGUCCGUCUCAGUGUGUGUGUUCAGCGUGCUGUGCCGGUUCUUCAGUGUUGAUGAGAGGCGCUGGAGCAGUGACGGCUUGAGUCCUCUGAGUGGCAGCAGCCCCCACACUGCCCACUGCCUCACACACCACCUCACUAUGUUUGGAGCCAGCCUCUUCAUCCAUCCUGAUGCACUUCUACUGCUGCCACCUUCAGAGGUGCCAGUGAGAAAUGUGGUGGUGGGAAUAGUUUGCGGAGUCUUGCUGGUAAUUCAUCUGCUGGUUGGUCUUAUCGCUCACAAACUGGAUCACCUGGAAAGUCUACGUCUGAGUUGGGUUCCUCUGUGUGGUCAGAAAGGUUGCUACCAGUACCGAGUUCUUGUCAAAACAGGUUGGAAAAGAGGAUCUGGUACCACUGCACAUGUUGGCAUUAGCCUGUAUGGCCUGAAUAAAAGUGGCUCACGUCACCUUCAAAGAGAAGGAGCUUUCCAGAGGAAUAGCCUGGAUGACUUCCAAGUUGAAACAGAUGCCAAUCUCGGAGAGAUCUGGAAAAUACGCAUCUGGCAUGACAACACAGGCCUAGACCCAUCCUGGUUCCUAAAACAUGUGAUAGUCUGGGACAUACAAACAGACAACAUGUUCUUCUUUUUGGUGGAAGACUGGCUAUCUGUGGAGAAUGAAAAGAACUCUGGAAGGGUGGAGAAAGUUAUUUUAGCAUCUUGUCCUCAGGAGCUGCAGCAGUUUAAGAGGAUCCUACAUUCCCAGUUACUAUUUGGUCUUCGAGAGCACCAUCUGUGGAUUUCAUUAUGGGAACGGCCUGCCCAUAGCCGUUUUAGCCGAGCCCAGAGAGUCACCUGCUGCGCCCUCUUAUUACAUCUCUAUCUGGCAGCUGGGGCAGUUUGGUAUGGAGCAGUGGGCAGAAAGGGCAGCAGCGGUCCAGUCUCUACCCAGAUGGUGAUGAAUGCAGAGAACAUAUUGGUUGGAAUAACAGUUGCAGCUUUGAUGUUCCCUUUCCAAACCAUUCUUAGAUUUCUCUUCCAAAACAUCAAGAGCAAGGUGACAUUGGAGGUAUCUCUGCCUCCCUCUCCUGUGUCUCAUACCGUGGAGAUGGAUGUUUUCCUCAGUCACCCAGAUCUCUCCUGUUCAUCUUUUCUGUCACUGCCGAUAGGCCCCGACUCUUCCAUCUAUGAUGGACCGUCUCCAUUCACUAAUUCCCUGCAGAAACUAGAUUCAGAGUUUUGGAAUACUCCAGACCCUGGGAAUGACCGAAUGGAUCAGUGGACUUCAUGUGACAGUAUCUUUGGCGUGCCUGAGCUAACAGGAACCAAUCACCUUCUGAAAAGAAAAAAAGCCAUUCUACAACUACAUUUGUCAACUCCGACCUCCGACCACGACACCUUAGAACCAAUCAGGUCUUCAGAGGAAGAUCUUAGAUCUAUAUCUGCAGACCUGGAUCCUGCAAAUACGCUUUCCUGGGAGCCAGAAGCAUCUGACAGUGGCCAUUUCACACCCAACGACACCAUCCUGUCUGACAUCCAGGACAGCUUGUGCAGUGAGUGGUCUGAUCUGAGCGUGGAUACGCCUACAUCUGAACCUGGCUUUCACAAGUCCUCCUCCUCACUCUCAGUGCUCAGUGAUGCCAGCACAUUUCUCCCUAGUCUCCCACCCGACUCUAUAAGCACCAUCUCCAACACACGCAUUGGUGUUGUUCGUGGUGUACCUGGCUUGUUUCUUCCAUCAUGGGUUCUGCGUGUGGUUCACCCACUGGUGGCUGUUUUCUUGGGAACAAGCCUGGCUCUGGUGGGACUGUAUGGAAGCAGGUUUUCCAGCUCUGUGGUUCUCAUGUGGUUGGUGUCUGCCCUGUCAGCUUUCCUCACUUCUGCCUUGCUGUUGGAGCCAUUUGCGAUCUGUAUUCAGGCACUAUAUCUGGCUGCUGUGGUGAGACCAGUGGACCCAGAGGUGGAGGACCGUUUGGCUCAGGAGACAGAAGUCAGAAGAACAGAAGAGGGUCUGGGGGAUAAGGUGCAUCCUCUCUGUGGAUACAGCCUGCUGCAGGCUAAAGAGGAAGCGCGGAAGCUGAGAACGUUAAGAGUCUUAAUGAGGAGAUGCUUAGUCUAUAUGCUUUUCCUGUUGGUGGUUCUGAUGGUGAACUACCAGGAACAUGUGCAUGAGGCAAACAGCAGACGGCUUCACUCAGCUAUUAAACACAUGCUGAUCACAGCUUCACCAGGCCAGCCCUGUCUCACUGCAUUAUCAGGAUGGAUGAAUGCUGAACAGUGGGUAGAUGAGAGAUUAAUAUCACACCUGUAUGAAAACCCUUCUCUUUCUUUAACUGGCCCCGCAAGACUACAGAAAGUUCAUUUUCAAGACUUCUGCAGUCAAAACAUCAGAGAUAAGUUCCAAUCUGGUCGACUUCCUUUGAUGCUGACUGCUCAUGUUUCAUCACAUGCCAAGCCUGGACAGCAGAGCUCCUCAGCACACAGCAAGAACACUGCAGCACUUUCAACGUGGACUACAGGUGCAUCAUGUGCAUUCAGUCAGACAGAGGAAGUAAUACUUGGGAACAACAGUGAAUCCACACGUCAGAUCCUGUCGGACCUACAGACGGCAAAGUGGAUGACAACAGGGACACAGGCAGUAUUGAUAGAGUUCACUCACUAUCAUAAACAGACGGGCAUCUUGGCACCUGUUUCUAUUCUCCUGGAUCAAACACAGACAGGCAGAGUCCUUUCUUUCAUCUCCAUCCAGCCUUUUCACAUCUCUCCAUUAUUUGGUCCAGACUUACACACCACAUUGACGGUUCUGCUACUGCUGUUUGGCCUGUGCUUUGCGAGUGCUGAAGUAUGGGCCUUGAUCAGGAAGUCAAGUCAGCACCCGAGGCAAGCCUGGUGCUGGUUUCAGCUGCUGUUAGCUCUACUGACACUAGCAGCAGCUGUUCUUCGUCUGUAUUUCCUCUCUAUGACUACAGCCUACAUCUCCAGACAUCGCUCCCGGCCCUCCUCCUUUGCUGACUUCCAUAGUUCUGCCAGACUGGCCAGAAAAUCCAAUCAGCUCUCAGCAAUUUUAUUAACCCUCUUGGUUCUAAAGACGGUGGGGAUCCUGAGGUUUGUCAGGCGAUGGUUGGUGUUUGGUCGGGUUAUUCGACAGGUAUUCCCUCAGAUCUGUGGCGUAGUGUUCCUGUUGCUCCUUAUGUUGCUUCUGUUCUCUCACGUAGGCAUCAUGCUCUUCUCGGGUUCAGUGGAGGGCUUUAGGACCUUAGGGCAGGCGAGUUCCUCUCUGCUAUGUUUGCUAAGGGGGCACAUGGGGUUGCGUCGACUUUGUGAGCAUCAUCCAGUGGUGGGAACUCUCUACUGCCUGUCUGCCGUGGGCAUUGGAUUUUGGGUACUGGGGCGCCUAUGUGCUGCUGUAUUGAUUCGAACUUACCGAAUGGUGCAGUCAGACAUUUACAGACCAUCCAUGGAGCCGCAGGACUAUGAGAUGGUACAGUUCCUCAUUAAACGGCUCAAGCUAUGGAUGGGGCUUAGCAAGACCAAAGAGUUUCGGCACAGAGUCAAGUUCGAGGGAAUGGUUCCUCCACCCUCCAGAUCCUCCCAGGGCUCUGAAGCCUCCAGCUGCUCUGUCCCGCUCAGUCCCAUCAGUCAUCAGGGAUCAUCUGCCUCUUCUUUGGCCUCCGAUUCAUCUGUCAUUUCAGCCAGUUUUGACUUCCAGCAUUAUGUGGACCGCCUGGUGCCCUGUGUUGACAGCCUCCUGGCUGGUUUCGACCGUGUCAACCAGCUGACCGAAGAAGUCUAUAACUUUGAGCUCCAACUGCAGCAGAUCCAGAGCAGAAUUUACCAGAGAAGAAAGUCUCCGCCUCAGCAAGUGACCUUCAAGGGACAUGAUGCAACACCAGAGCCACCACCGCUCCCUCGACAUCCAUCUACCUCUGUUUUGGAAUGUAACCCCACUCCAGCUUCUCUCCAAGGUGUCAUUAAUACCCUUCCACAUCGCCGUGCUACACGCUCAGAGUCCUCCCUGUUGGGGCCGGCUGCUCAGCUGGGUAAGAGAAUACUUUCUGCAUUGGAUGGAAGGAUGAACAGCCCAAACCCGAGAAAAUGGGGUGUCCCAAGACGCAGAGCCUGGAAUUCAGUCACCUGCCAUUCUGCUGACACCGCUCAGAGGUUACCUGGAUCUCACAGCACUGUGGCCUUGCCAGCAAGACCCCGGAGUGAAGACGGAGACCGAGAGCAUGCAUGUGACGGCAUGCCGAUUAAGAGACAGGCAUGGCACACUGAAUAAGAGUUUCAAGUAUGCUAUUAAGUAUGAAUAAUAAUUUUUUGAAACAGUGAAUACAGUGUGUUAGUUGCAAUUGCUUUAGAUUUUGUAAAUUGUGUUUCUACCUCUUGACUGGUGCUUUUGCGCUGCUUUUCAUGUUUGUUUGCCUUUGAUUUCACCACAAUCAGUCUUCUGGGACAUGUAUCUUCUUGUAUAUUAACAAAAUCUGUUUUAUUUUUGCCAAUAAAUUGAC
Onychostoma macrolepis is the source of this 12259-nucleotide messenger RNA. It is a transcript of the gene pkd1b, whose product is annotated as polycystic kidney disease 1b. Gene Ontology annotation, biological process: kidney development. The record is from RefSeq and is a predicted model, not a curated record. NCBI's taxonomy places the organism in Eukaryota, Metazoa, Chordata, Actinopteri, Cypriniformes, Cyprinidae. Bases 1 to 12030 code for a protein of 4009 amino acids. The transcript is spliced from 42 exons. Gene Ontology annotation, cellular component: membrane. Gene Ontology annotation, molecular function: protein binding.